Penaeus chinensis is the source of this 1625-nucleotide messenger RNA. RefSeq names its product techylectin-5B-like. The record is from RefSeq and is a predicted model, not a curated record. The coding region runs from base 62 to 967 and encodes 301 amino acids. NCBI's taxonomy places the organism in Eukaryota, Metazoa, Arthropoda, Malacostraca, Decapoda, Penaeidae. The transcript has 4 exons.
CUAAUAAUGAUAGAUACAGGCUUUUCAACCUUUUUUCCGACAUUUUUUUUUUCAGGCAAAAAUGAUUCGACUCGCGAGCUUCCUUAUAACGGCCGCUUUGGUGGUCGGCCUCCCCCCGCCCGACGCGAACGUCAACAUCGCGUGGCCCGGAGACGUUCACGUGAAAGCCCAGGGGAAAACCCUCCUCGUCCUCCUCGGCGAAGACAAUGAGAACAUCAAAGUGAACAUCAACGCCACCCUCAUUGAUGGCGACAGCGGCCUCGUCCCAGCCACGCCCGCGCCCACGGUGGCUCCCCCCCCUCAGCCCGUGCCCGUCAUCUCGGAGAAGAACUGCCUCGACCUCAAGAACAACAAUUACCUGUCGAGCGGCAUCUACGUGGUGGCGCCCUACGACUGCUGCCCCGACAAGCUCGUCAGCGUCUACUGCGACAUGGACACGGACGACGGCGGCUGGACGGUGAUCCAGCGGCGCGACCAGUUCGACACGCAGCUCAGCUUCUUCAGGGGCUGGGACGACUACGUCUCGGGAUUCGGCAAACUCCGCAAGGAGUUCUGGCUCGGCCUCGACAACAUUCACGCCUUCACGAACCAGACCAACUACGAGAUUCGCUUCGACCUGGCCGACUUCGAGGGCAAGAGUCGCUGGGCGAAGUACAGUCAAUUCCUGGUCAAGUCGAAGGCGUCCAAUUACGAGCUGAGGAUAAGCGGCUACUCGGGCAACGCCGGCGACGCCAUGAGCUACCACAACGGCAUGGUCUUCACCACCAAGGACAGUCCCGUCCACAGCGUGUGUCCGGAGAGACACCAGGGGGCUUGGUGGUAUAAUGACUGUUUACACUCCAACCUGAACGGACAGUACCUGGCCGGCCCUCAUAACACCCUGGGCAUCGGAGUCAACUGGUACGAGUGGAGGCGACUCAGGUACUCCCUCAAAUUAUCCGAGAUGAAAAUCAGACCAAAACAGUAAAUCCAAAUGAAGAAGAGGAAAGAGAAGGAAAAAUCUGAACCACUGAUCACCGAGCAAACAAGAGAAAUAGGGAAUUCAGAUCAUUCAGAAAAGAAAUGCGAUCAGUGAGUGGAAAUAGUUUCGGGAUUGAUAUGUUACAACGGAAGUAGUUAGGGGGUCGUUAUGUUAUGACUGUUCUGUUGCAGAGCUUGAUCAAAUAAAUGAUAAAAAAAAAAAAAAAAUAUCGUAAAAUAUCGAGAGCUAUACGAGUAAAAUAUUACGACCCCAAUGUUUAAUAUUUAUGGAGAAUCAAUCAUGCAUAUUUUUUCUCUAACUGCAUAAUAAUAUCAUAAAGGAAUACCAUUAAUCCGGCAGUGAAUAAAAGUUAUUGAACAUUACUCUCCCACUAAAUGAUAUCAGUAGCAAUGUUAUUUAGAAAUGUUACUCCGUUACUGUUACUGAUGAUGGUCGCAACACAGAAUUCGAUAUAAUGACGAAAUGUCGAAGUCCAUGUAUUUUAGAAAAUAAUGAUUCCUUCGGGAAUGUAGAUGAUUAAUUUGAUUUUGAUCCUUUUCGUGUAUCAAGCCAUUUACUCGUAAUUUGGCUGUUCCCUUAUACAUGUGAUUAAAGUAUAAGCAAUUUAUGACGAGUCUUUAUAUCAAUAAAACCUUGAAACACA